Blastomyces gilchristii SLH14081 is the source of this 3589-nucleotide messenger RNA. RefSeq lists its product as uncharacterized. The transcript has 3 exons. NCBI's taxonomy places the organism in Eukaryota, Fungi, Ascomycota, Eurotiomycetes, Onygenales, Ajellomycetaceae. The coding region runs from base 2051 to 3589 and encodes 512 amino acids. The record is from RefSeq and is a predicted model, not a curated record.
AACAUCUUGUAUCAACCUCCGACAACAAACAACCACAAGCUGGAUCGACGGUGACAACCCCCAACGAUUGAUGGAUUUCGCAAAGUGAGCACCGCAGAAAUUCUAUUGGGGUUUAAUGGGAGUUUCUGUCUUGGAGAAAACAAUUACGAUGUGAAUUAUGUACUGUAUGACUUCUAUUCUCGUUCCCAAGAGGUAUCUACAGUCUAAAGGGAGGGCACCGCCACCGCGGGAGGUGCAUUCCAGUGUGGCUUGUUCAGACAAUGCGGGGUUACUUCUGAUUCCUGAAGUCUGGGGGCGAAGACAAGGGUCGGCUACUUGCGAGCGUUUGAGCAAUGGCUAAAGUAACUAGUCGCAAGGCUAUUUCUGAUUCCAGGCCGGUGUGCGCCAACUGAGUGCAAGCGCAGACCCUCAGGAUAACCUAAGCAACACGCUCUGAGAAAGAUACGAACAUUCAGCUGACAAUCUUGUGUUAUUUGACUGCCAAGGGACUUUGAUAUUGCAGGGGAGUCCAGUUAACUAUCUCCAUAGGUCGGCUCCGGAUAGGCGUGUUUUAACUCCAUUUUCACAAAGCUUCUCAUAUCACUAGAGGAAUAAUCGACCGGACGGGAAUGGAGGGGGAAUAUCUGCCGUCCCUCCUUGGAUUUCCAAACCCCAAACCCUCUUCGGCCACUCUGAACGCUAGUAGGGCGUCCUCUUUGCAUGACCUGCCUCCAUUCCUGCAGCUACCCAGCCAAUCGUGGCAGAGUUGCUAUUUGUUCACACUUCUUGUCUCUUUUCUCGUUCGGCGUCAGAUUCAGCAGCGGGGCGCUGGGCUUGGCGCACGCCGACAAAAUUCUGCGCCCCGCAAGGCAGCCGCCGUUUAUCUUCGACGAGUUUAGGUAGUCUUGUUCAGGCAGACUUGAUCAGAAAUGCUGAAACCCCUGCUCGGAUUGAUAUGACCCCUACCGACAGUGAAUGGCUUUGUUUGAGGUCAAAGAGAGUUCUCCUGACAGUACAAAAACGAGUGAAGCCCGCAACAUUCCCACUUCCAAUCUUACUUCAGUUUCAAUUUUGACCUUUAAGAACCCUCUUUCGGACGUACAGCAUAGUAGCGCAUCACUUCUUGACUUCACGGAAUUCGUUCGAUCGUUUAGGAGUAUAUUUAUAUCGUCGCCCUCCUACAUACCCGGAUUUAAAGAUCAUCGAUGCCAGAAUCCUACAGAAUUUGAUCAUUACAGUGCUCGAUCUAAGCACGCCAUAAGUACCUCAAAGACGUUUCUAAUCUGUUACGCAGAAUCUAUGAGUGCCAUCACUGCUGUGGGAGCCAAGUAUAUUUCUCUUCUGGUAUAUUUAUGAUCACGGCCACCAGUUCCACCGCAGCAUAUACUACCACGCUCUUUUCCCCAAGACCAAACGGGGUAUUCUCACACCAAGCCUGCUAGCACUAACCAGCCGUUAAGAGUUACAGAUCCAAGCCUGGCGUCAAUAUAUCCAAUGUACACAGACGAGAAACUCGUUAGCAUGACUUACCUUUUUAAUAAUCACAAUCUGGGCCCAGAUUCUUCCGGCAGAACGCAAGAAGCUCUCAUCGGGGCCUCUAUCCCCAACGCUCGUGAAGAUUUACCUGCCAUCCCCAGGAUAUUAGAAGGAUGGAUUCUACGCCGGGCAGACUCCUCAAAGGUAUCACCAUGGAAAAACGUUACUCGAGAACGUAUGCCUCUUACCCAAGACGAGUUGGAAAAGCGGACAGCGGACCUGAGAAACGAGAACGUACAGGAAAAGUACGAAGCUCUAGGGAGUGGAAAGCAGAACCAAAUUAAAAAUUUGAUGAUUGAUCGGCAGAACUGCGAUGGAGAUAGACGAUUUUCUUGGAAUUGUGUUUACAUCUACCUUGAUAAAAAAGCUGUCAAUGUUCGCGCCUUCGUCAUAGAGUACGUUACCGUAUCCCUCACUGUGAUUCUUCUGAGACAAGUACGCCAGGGCAUCGUGUUACCUUCCCCUGGCGAUCCUCGUCCCCCGGUUGCAGCGAAUAAAAAGAAAAAAGAAAUAAAAUCCCCACUGCCAGGCUCGCAUGGUCAGCCAUUACCCGAGACUACAGUUGAACAACCACUUCACCAACGUCCUGGUGGAGUGGUUGCUGGUGGACAGCAGCAGAAUGCGGCUAUUAAUCACACCAACCUACCAAUGGGCAUGGAGACUCCCCUUGUUGGAAACCAACAGGAUCAAUUCGCCCAAAGUGCCCAAUAUGCUCACCCCGCCCAACUCGCUCAACCUAUUCAUCCUGGUCAUCCUGCUCAUUCUCCUCCCUAUUAUGCUCAUCCGACUCAACCUGCUCAACCUGCUCAACCUGCUCAACCUGCUCAACCUGCUCAACCUGCUCAACCUGCUCAACCUGCUCAACCUGCUCAACCUGCUCAACCUGCUCAACCUGCUCAACUUGCUCAACCUGCUCAUCCUGCUCAUUCUACUCAUCCUCCUCAUCCCACUCAUCCCACUCAUCCCACUCAACAUACUCAUCCUACUCAACAUAUUCAGCAUGCUCAAGCUCACCAUCAUACUCAACCCGGUCAAUACACCCACUAUGUCCAGCGUUCUAGGCACGGCCAACAAGCGCCCCCCAUUGAUAUCCAACUUACCUAAAAUCUUAAAUACGGGCAAGGCUCCGCGACGUAAAGCCUCGGGACAUGGAGAUUUUCGAGACGGGGACAGCAGCAUUGAUGAAAAUGAGUCCGUACUUUUUGAUGAGUUCGAAGAUGCGAGCUCAGCAACUACCGAUGAUGCAUUAUUCGCCGAUAAGCACAAUAACCACGAUAAGUACAUGCCUCUAAGGGAAGCCGAUGGACGACUGCACCGCUGUUACUCCAGAGGCCGCGCCCCCGAAAUCUUCUAUCGGUCUCAGCGCCGCCCUGAGAGCAGGCACUUACGGUUUAGCGAGCAUCUUCUAACCGAACCGCGUAAUUGGGACGGAGAGGUGGAUAUCUACCCAGAAAAUAGCACGGACAAACGAAGGAAUCGUCGUUCAGCAAUAGUGUCAUAUCCGGUGGUUCCACCCCUAACACAGCUCACAAACCAGCGAGGUCAUCCCGGGGCUCCUCUUUCUCCGCGUCAAACACAGACACUUUCUUCUCCAGUGAGGUACAACAAUGCCAAUGUCCAGGACGACAUUAGGAGUGAUAGCGACUGGGAACGCACGCAACGCGAACGCGAACGGUCCUUGGGUGACUACGUACACGAUAGGCGUCAAAAGGACAGCCAACGUCGACGCUGGGGUCAGGGAGUUCAAGUGCACGCAACCCCAACCCUACCCACACCCCCAGCCAAGGGCGGUGCCGAUUAUUACCCCCCUGGACCGCCGCGAGAGGAUUGUUUCGACAACUAUGCACAGAUGGCGGAACCUAAACAAAUGAGAGAAGUUCGUAUGCCAUACCAUCAACAACAAGACACCUACGAGGUUAAUGAUGCGUUGAACGAUUGGGUCCCUUUUCGUCACGAGAGAAUGAAUCAAGCUCCAAUGGGUUUUGGCCAAAUGAACGGUGAGCGGAUGGUCACCCAUUAUCAACCUCACAUGGAACCACCCCGACCAGAUGAUUAUCCGACGUAUGGCCGCUGA